Molecule: messenger RNA, 1911 nt
Organism: Parastagonospora nodorum SN15
Lineage: Eukaryota; Fungi; Ascomycota; Dothideomycetes; Pleosporales; Phaeosphaeriaceae
Exons: 2
Coding region: 1-1911 (636 amino acids)
Biological process (GO): transmembrane transport
Molecular function (GO): transmembrane transporter activity
Source: RefSeq, a predicted model, not a curated record
AUGUGCAUGGAAUUUGAUAGGCGCAAAGGUGUUCUGUUAGAUACCUCUUUACCAUCCAGCGACCAGCGCAAAGCUGACGCCAUCGUUCAAGCCAAGGAUGAUUUCGAGAAGGACCCUCAAAAACGCCCGAUUGAAUCGGAAACCCCUGGUGUGAAGAAGGUCGAACGCUUCAGCCAUGUCCUCUACCACUCCGGCAAAAGCGGCCGCACGCUGCUCUUCAUCCUUGCCGCGUCCAUCGGCCUUACCAUGUUUGGUUAUGCUCUUGAUCAAGGCAUCACCUCACAGUUCACAGUCAUAGCAGCAUCUGCUUUCUCGCACCACGCUGAAAUUGGAGCAGUCAACACCGCUUCCAGCAUUAUCCGAGCUAUAUCGAAACCAUUCAUCGGCAAGCUGAGCGACAUCACAAGUCGACCAACAACCUACGUUGUGGUACUUGUCUUCUACGUAAUCGGCUUCGUGAUUGCAGCAACCUGUAAAAGCAUCGGCGCCUACAUUAUCGGCAUAUCGUUCACUGCCUUUGGUAAAUCGGGUCUUGACCUUUUGGGCGACAUCAUCGUUGCUGAUUUGACACCACUGGAGUGGCGCGCUUUCUGGUCCUCAAUGCUCAGUGCUCCGUUCAUCAUCACUGUCUUUAUCAACGGCUUCAUUGCGGACGCCAUGAUUCCGGAUCACUGGCGUUGGGGAUUAGGCAUGUUCGCCAUUAUGAUGCCGGUGCUCCUGAUACCCGCAAUUUUCACCCUGUAUGGGGUUCAGAGAAGGGCGGACAAGCUAGGCGCUAUAUCUUUUGGCGAAGCUGGCAUGGCACGCAGAGAAGGCAUUAAGGUUCGCACCGGAAAAGACUAUCUCAAUCUCGCAUACCGCGGCAUCAUCGACAUCGAUCUUGCUGGCCUGAUACUGCUUGGCGUCGGCUUCUCACUCGUGCUGUUGUCGUUCAACCUUACAAAGACUGCCAAUGGAGGAUGGAGCAAUCCGAGCAUGAUCGCAAUGAUCGUCACCGGCUUCGUGGUACUUGGAUUCUUCGCCGCCUUCGAAAUCUUCUUCGCGCCGAAACCAAUCAUGACUCGGCGCAUCUUCCGCAAUCGAGCAUUUAUCUGUGCAUUGCUCGUCAACGUGUUCAACCAAAUGGCGAGUGCAACAAGAAACAACUACUUCUCGUCUUACGUUUACAUCAUCAAAGAAUGGUCCAACUACUCCUGGAACACAUUCCUCAAUACCACAACACUCGUGCUAUGCAUCUUCGGUUUACUGGGCGGCCUCAUUCAUCGCUACAGCCAUCGCUACAAGUCGCUCAUGGUACUUGGCGCUGUACUCAAGCUCAUUGGCACCUGCAUUCAGAUGACGAGCGAUUUGAGAAGUACACAAUCUACUGCUGCUCUUGUAAUGUCACAACUCCUCCUGGGUUGCGGUGCGUUCACCGUCAUCGGCGCGCGAGUUGGCGCUCAAGCCUCCGUGCCACACGAGGAUCUGUCAUCCGCAAUCGCCAUCACAUCCUUGUGGAGUACGCUUGCGUCUUCAGUAGGCUACACCAUCGCGGCAUCGAUCUGGACAGAGCACAUGCUUCCGUACAUGCGCGAAGAGAUGCCUAGCGUCCCAGAAAAGACCAUUCAAACGAUUUACGGCAGUAUCAAGACGUUACGGACCAAGUAUGACUGGCAAGAUCCGAUCCGCCAGAGUGCUGUGCGCGCAUACACGCGUGUGAACGGCAUCAUAUUCAUCGCUGCCAUCGUUCUCAACGUCGUCCCGGUGAUACUCUCGAUCUGCAUGCCAGACUACUAUCUCGGAAAGCAACAGAAUGCAGUCACAAACACGGGUGUUGAUGGACAGCCCGUGCAAGUUCAAGGCCGUCGGAAUGAGACGAAGAAGCCUGGUAUAUUCGCCAAGGUGAAGAGAUUUUACAGGAGAGAGACCUAA